UUUUCCUCAAUUUCUGAGUUUUUAACAUAUGUAAUAGCUAAUAUGCUAUUAAGUAGCAUAUUAUUAACAUAUGGGUUUUUUUUUAAAGAAAAUUUUUGUCAAAAAUGGAUUCUAUUAUUGGAUGUGUGACUGAUUUACUAAAUGAAAAACCACCAUUUGAAAACCCACACGAAGUCAUAAAAUUAAUAAUUAAUAGACUGAAAAAUAAUAACUUAGAAGACCACAAGAAAGCUUUAUGCGACGCCGUACAAUUGGCACGACAUCAUCCAGACAUAUUAAAACCUAAUAUGAAAAUAAUAAAUACAAAAGUUAUAGAUUUUCUUAAUUAUCAGCGCAUUCAAGUAGUUCGGUUAGCGUGUCAAACAGCCGGAGAAUUAUUUAGAACGAUGAGAUGUGUAGAUCGACCAAUAUUUGAUCAUAUUGUUGUGGGUUUGAUGUGCAAGACAGCAGAUAAAAAUCAACAAUUAAGAAUUGACGCUAAUUGGGCAUUGGAUAAGAUGGUAAUAAGUGUACCUCUAUUAGUGGCUAUAAAGGCAUUGGCUGGCUGUAGACAUAAAAAUCCAUCAGUUAAGGUAGCCCAGUUACGAUUGAUGCAUGGUGCAGUAGUCAUUGGUGAUCCAAAGAAAAUAUUGAUAUCACCUGGUUUAAAAGAAGCUAGACGUCUGGUUCUCCGAAAUUGUAUAACUGCUAUUGAGGACUCUAAUGCUGAUGUUAGGUUUAAAUCAAAAAAGUUAUUACAGCUUUUGAAAAAAACAAAUUACGAAGUUUUUAGUUCUGCUUUAGUACAUGAUGUCAGUUGGGAUGAGUUGAAACUUGCCGAAAAAAAUUUAAACGUUGAUAAUUUGGCGGAAGUUUUAAAAAAAAACGGCAUGUGA
Messenger RNA from Daktulosphaira vitifoliae (grape phylloxera), 875 nucleotides. RefSeq lists its product as uncharacterized. Gene Ontology annotation, biological process: microtubule cytoskeleton organization. Lineage: Eukaryota; Metazoa; Arthropoda; Insecta; Hemiptera; Phylloxeridae. Gene Ontology annotation, molecular function: microtubule binding. Gene Ontology annotation, cellular component: cytoplasmic microtubule. Bases 105 to 875 code for a protein of 256 amino acids. The record is from RefSeq and is a predicted model, not a curated record. The transcript has 5 exons.